GUCUAUGCAAAAAACCGCAAACAAAAUGCAACACAACAUUAUUUGAUGUUUAUUUUUUGAAAAUUAACCUAAAAUUUAGAUACAAAAUCUUUUGUGAAUGACGGUAUCAAAUAGAAAAUUCUGAAGUUUUUGUAAGCGCAUCUGGCAUGGCGGGAAGAAGUGGCAGCGCGCCCCAUUUGGAAACAUCAACUAAGAGUGUAGUACUCGCCUGGUUCGCUGGCCUGCUCAAAGGCUUGGUGGUCGCAUUCUGUCUCGCGGCCUCCGUUUGGAUUUACAAGCGCUGGGGUGACGAGAUACGCCACCACAUACUGCAACCAGUGAACAGGUGGUUGAGCCCGGCCGCCCAAGAGGACGAGGAGGAGUCAGAGGCGCCGCUGAAGGUGUCAGAGGAGGAGCCGGAGGCGCCGCCCCGCACCAGGUCGUCCCGGGUCGACGCGGCGGCGGGCGAGCAGGUCGAGGGCGAAGGCGAGGGCGAGCUGGUGAUGACGGCCUCGAAGGCGCUGCGGGCGCUGUCGGUGGCGCGAGACGGCAACUCGCUGUUCGCGGCGCUGGCGCACCAGCUGCUGGGGCACCAGCCAGGCUCACCCGCCCACCGGGAGGACACCGCGGACCUGCGCGCCAUGGCGUGCCGCCAGAUGCAGGCGCGCCAGGACACCUACUGGGACCUGCUGGCCACGGCAGCGGCGGCCCAGGGAGACCUGGUGGCCGACCAGCGCGGCGUCGAGGAGUUCCUCUCCAGGCUGAGGAGACCGGGCUUCCCCGGCGGAGAGGAGUCGGUGCGCGCGGUGGCGGACGCCGAUGGAGCCCACGUGACCGUAUACGAGGAGCACGGCGGCGCCAAGGAGGUGUCCAGCGACCAGCCCGGCUUCCAGCGCACCUUGCAGGUGGUGCAGCGCCUGCAGGAGGAGCUGGCGGGUCACCCCGCGCGCCACUAUGACUCCGUGCUGGAGGUCCAGCCUCUGGGAGCCAUUAUCCCCCAAUAAACACUUGUUAAACUGCUCU
Messenger RNA from Bacillus rossius redtenbacheri, 1002 nucleotides. RefSeq lists its product as uncharacterized. The record is from RefSeq and is a predicted model, not a curated record. NCBI's taxonomy places the organism in Eukaryota, Metazoa, Arthropoda, Insecta, Phasmatodea, Bacillidae. The transcript has 5 exons. The coding region runs from base 147 to 983 and encodes 278 amino acids.